AAGACCCUCCCAGACGGGGCUGGUGAGAAACAGGAAGUCUUUGAGCUGGGAUCCCUCUGCUUUCCCGCUCCGUGAUCCUUCCCUGCAGCAGAAACAGCUCUGCCUUCCUGGCGGGUUCAGAUUUCUCCCCUUUGUUCCCUUGGACCUCAAAUCACUUUGAAUUCUGUGCUUGCAGCUCCCAGGGAGCCUGGAACCAAGGGAAUGGGCCCUGGGAGCCUCGGACCUCCUCAGGAGAUGGUGACCUUCAAGGACGUGGCUGUGCACUUCACUCAGGAGGAGUGGAGGCUCUUGGACCCCUCUCAGAAGGAGCUGUACAAGGAGGUCAUGGUGGAGACUGCUCAGAACCUGCUCUCUCUGGGGCUUCCAGUUCCCAGCGAAGAGGUGAUCUCUUAUUUUGAGCAAAGGGAAGCAUCCUGGAUGCUGGACUCAGAAGGCCUGAGGAGCUGCUCUCCAGGAAAGCUCAGACUUAAAAUGAAAGAAACUACUGCAAAGUUAAGCCUUUUUGUGGUAGACACUCACAAGCAAAGAUUCAUGAGUGACAGUCCUUGUGACUUUACUUGGAGAGAAAUCUGUUCAACUCAUAAGAGAAUCCAGCUUCGAGAAAGACAUUAUGAAUGUAACCAAUGUGGAAAAGGUUUUAUAAAAAAGGAAAAUCUUAUUGUACAUCAAAGAAUCCACAAUGGAGAGAAACCUUAUGAAUGUAACCACUGUGGAAAGUCUUUUAGAGAAAAGGGCAAUCUUAUUGUACAUCAGAGGAUUCACACUGGAGAGAAACCUUAUGAAUGUAAUCACUGUGGAAAGGCUUUUAAAGAUAGAGGAACUCUUAGUACACAUCAGAGAAUCCACACAGGAGAGAAACCUUAUGAAUGUAACCGGUGUGAAAAGGCUUUUAGACAAAUGAGAGCUUUUAUUGAUCAUCAGAGAAUCCACACUGGAGAGAAACCUUAUGAAUGUAACUGGUGUAGAAAGGCUUUUAGACAUAAGCAAAGUCUUAAUGUACAUCAGACAAUCCACACUGGACAGAAGCGAUAUGUAUGUAACCAAUGUAGCAAGGAUUUUAGUCAAAGGAAAGCUCUGAUUGAACAUCAGAGAAACCACACUGGAGAGACACCUUAUGAAUGUAACCAAUGUGGAAAGGCUUUUAAAGUUAGAGGAACUCUUAGGAAACAUCAGCGAAUCCACACUGGACAGAAACCUUAUGAAUGUACCCAAUGUGGAAAGGCUUUUAGAGAAAAGAUAGCUCUUAUUGGACAUCAAAGUAUCCACACUGGAGAGAAACCUUAUGCAUGUAAUCAGUGUGGAAAGACUUAUGGACAUAAGAGAAGUCUUAUUGAGCAUCAGAGAAUCCACACUGGACAGGUACCUUAUGAAUGUAACCAAUGUGGAAAAGUUUUUAGAUAUAAGCAAAGUCUUACUGUACAUCAGAGAAUCCACACUGGAGAGAAACCUUAUGAAUGUACCCAAUGUGGAAAGGUUUUUAGACAAAAGUUAGCUCUUAUUGGACAUCAGAGUUCCCACACUGGAGAGAAACCUUAUGAAUGCAACCAGUGUGGAAAGAGUUACAGACAUAAAAACAGUCUUACUGUACAUCAGAAAAUCCACAUUGGAAAGAAUUGUGGCAAGGAUUUUAGUCAAAGGAAAUCCCUUGCUGAUAUCAGAGAAACCUCAUGAAUGUAACCAGUGUGGAGACUUGUAAACAUAAGAAAAGUCUUAUUGAGAAUUGGGCUUGCAACUAAAAAAACUAAAAAAAGACCAAAUUAAAAACCCCCAAUCAAAUACUAAAU
Sarcophilus harrisii (Tasmanian devil) is the source of this 1784-nucleotide messenger RNA. RefSeq names its product zinc finger protein OZF-like. Lineage: Eukaryota; Metazoa; Chordata; Mammalia; Dasyuromorphia; Dasyuridae. Gene Ontology annotation, biological process: regulation of DNA-templated transcription. The transcript is spliced from 5 exons. Bases 202 to 1671 code for a protein of 489 amino acids. The record is from RefSeq and is a predicted model, not a curated record.